AUGUGCCUUUUGUUUAGACACCGAGUCAAGCUGCUGCUCAGCGAGCAGGAAAAGGAAAUUCCUAACCUCUUCAGCAAUCUCCAAAAGGGGGAGGGUGCCUUGUGCCAGGAGCCGCUUUGUGGGAAGGAGGCGGAGGAAUCUGCUUCUGUGGCAGUGCCAUCGCUGCUUGGGGAAGGGCUGCAUGCGUGUGCUGCUGCAACGCCCUCUCCCGAUGCUGUCAUGGGAGCGGCAGCAUUAGAAGACGAGGCAGCAGUCCUCGCCGUGACUGCUUGCGGGUCAGGUGUCUGUUCACACUGCAGGAGAGGGCAUUCUAAGACGCUCCUCAGAUCCCAAGGGCAGCCACGGCUGAAACACCGCAGGCGGCCAACGCCAAUGCUGCGCAUGCAGCAAAAAAGCAGCAGAGAUACAUAUAUUGUACAUAUAUAG
Cyclospora cayetanensis is the source of this 426-nucleotide messenger RNA. RefSeq lists its product as uncharacterized. The transcript is spliced from 4 exons. The record is from RefSeq and is a predicted model, not a curated record. NCBI's taxonomy places the organism in Eukaryota, Apicomplexa, Conoidasida, Eucoccidiorida, Eimeriidae. The coding region runs from base 1 to 426 and encodes 141 amino acids.